Plasmodium adleri (nom. inval.) is the source of this 1878-nucleotide messenger RNA. RefSeq names its product Plasmodium exported protein (hyp1), unknown function. The coding region runs from base 1 to 1878 and encodes 625 amino acids. The transcript has 2 exons. NCBI's taxonomy places the organism in Eukaryota, Apicomplexa, Aconoidasida, Haemosporida, Plasmodiidae. The record is from RefSeq and is a predicted model, not a curated record.
AUGAAAAAUAUAAAACGUGAACUUUUCUUUUUUUUUGUACUCCUUUUUUUUCUAUAUAUUAUUUGUGGUUGUAUAUAUGAAAAUUUUCAUGAGUGUCAUUAUAACAAAAUUUUUAAUAACCCUCAUGCAUCAGAAAAGUAUAGACAAUUUAAUAAGAUCAGAUUAUUAUCAGAAAAUAAGAACAUAUUACAAUUCAAUAAAGAAAAAAUAUCUUUACAUGAUUAUAUAAAUAAUGAUAAUUAUAAUACGGUAGAUGCGAAUGAUUAUAAUUGUUAUAAGGAUAAGGAAGAGCAAUGUAAUGAUAGUAGUUGUGUUGAUAAGAAAAAUUAUAAUAGAAGUAAUAAUAAUGAAGAAGAAUGUAGUAAAAAUUUCUAUCAGUAUUUAAAAUAUAUGGAACAAAACGUUAAUGUAAAUACAAAUAAUAAAAAUAUAAAUGAUAAAAAUAUAAAUGAUAAUAAUACAGAAUUACAAAUUAUAAGUAAUGAUCAUAAUACAAAAAAUUAUAAAUAUGAUGAUAAUAAUAAUAGUAAUAAUAAUAAUAGUGAAUAUGGUAAAACUAAUAAUUUCUUAGAAAGAAAUAAUAAAGUUAUAGACAGUCAACAAAACAAAAUGAAUAAUAUAUUUAAAGAAACAAUUAAUAAAACAUUAACAUAUGAUAUGUCAACAGAUAAUUCACAUACAAAUAAUAAUUCAAGACAUUAUGAAAAUCAAAAUGGAAAUAGAGAAUAUAUGAAUCUGUCGAAUGAUAAUUUGACAUAUGGUAAUUCUCCUUAUGAUAUAUUACCAUAUAAUGAUCAAAAUAAUUUAUCACAAUAUGAAACUGUAGAUAGUAAUCACUGUAACGAUCUAAACAUUUAUAAUCCAUAUUAUGAAUCUAUUGAUCUUCCAUACCAUGAAUCGACUGAUCUUCCAUACCAUGAACCGACUGAUCUUCCAUACCAUGAACCGACUGAUCUUCCAUACCAUGAACCGACUGAUCUUCCAUACUAUGAACCUGUUAGUUAUACACAUGAUAGAUCUAAUAAUUAUUCUAAUCGUAAUUAUUCUAAUAAUAAUUAUUCUAAUCGUAAUUAUUCUAAUAAUAAUUAUUCUAAACAUAAUUAUCCUCAUCAUAAUUAUUCUCAUCAUAAUUAUCCUCAUCAUAAUUAUCCUCAUCAUAAUUAUCCUCAUCAUAAUUAUCCUCAUCAUAAUUAUCCUCAUCAUAGAUAUGGAUCCAGUGGGGACCCAUAUCAUAGACACGAUCAUAUAAUGGAUCGAUCUUAUUAUUACAGCAACCUACAAAAUGACAAUCACGAUAUGAUGUUAACAUAUAUUCCAAAGAAUGAUAAUAAAUCCUUGUAUGAUGAACAAAAUUUCGAAUUAGAAUUAAAAAAAAUUAUAAAAAAAAAUCAUUUACAAAAUGAUAAUAUCACAGAUAGUUAUGACACUGCAGUUAAUGAUUUUAAUAAAAAAUUAAAGGAAUAUAAUAAAAAAUUAAAUGAAUAUAAUGAAAAAUUAAAUGAAUAUACUAGUAGAUUAAAUGAAUAUAAUAAAAAACAUAAUGAGAAGAAAAAAAAUGAUGAUAAUAAAAAAAGUGGACAAAAUAAUAAUGAAAAUAUAUUAUCACAAGAUAUAGUUCUAUAUGGAACAGAUUUCCAAAAUGCUUUUAGGUAUAGACAAAACACACGUUCCUAUUAUUCAAAUAUAUAUUCAAAUAGAGAAGAAGAUCUAGAUAAAGUAAUAGAUUUUACUCAUAAUAAUAAUUCAUCUGAAGAUGAAUAUACAUUCAGAAAUAAACAAGAAAUAUAUCAUCAACAUUCAAAACGUUUAGAAAAAAAAUUAUUUGAUUAUCAAAAUGGUUCGAAUCCAGUAAUCAACUUUUUAGAGCGUCAUUUUUAA